AUGCCCGCCUGCGCCCCGCCGCGCCGCCCGUCGCCGCCGCCGCUGCUGCUCUUGCUGUUGGCCCUGGGCGGCCGCCGCCUGCGCGCUGAGCCGGGCGAUGGCGCGCAGACCUGGGCCCGCUUCGCACAUCCUCCGUCCCCCGAGGCCGCGGGCCUCCUCCAUGACACCUUCCCCGACGGCUUCUUCUGGGCCGUGGGCAGCGCCGCCUACCAGACAGAGGGCGGCUGGCGGCAGCACGGCAAGGGCGCGUCCAUCUGGGACACAUUCACCCACCACCCCUCGGCACCCCCGAACACUCCCUUGCCGUCGGACACCCAGUCUCCACCCCCGCCCGCCACCGGAGACGUGGCCAGCGACGGCUACAAUAAUGUUUUCCGCGACACAGAGGGGCUGCGCGAACUCGGGGUCACCCAUUACCGCUUCUCCAUUUCCUGGGCUCGGGUGCUCCCCAAUGGCAGCGCGGGCGCCCCCAACCGCGAGGGGCUGCGCUACUAUCGGCGCCUGCUGGAGCGGCUGCGGGAGCUGGGCAUACAGCCCGUGGUCACCCUGUACCACUGGGACCUGCCGCAGCGCCUGCAGGACGCCUACGGCGGCUGGGCCAACAGCUCCCUGGCCGACCACUUCAGGGAUUACGCCGAGCUCUGCUUCCGCCACUUCGGCGGCCAGGUCAAGUACUGGAUCACCAUCGACAACCCUUACGUGGUAGCCUGGCACGGCUAUGCCACUGGGCGCUUGGCCCCUGGUGUCCAGGGCAGCGCGCGGCUUGGGUACCUGGUGGCGCACAAUCUCCUCCUGGCUCAUGCCAAAAUUUGGCAUCUCUACAAUGCUUCUUUCCGCCCAACCCAGGGAGGCCAGGUGUCUAUCGCCCUCAGCUCCCACUGGAUCACUCCUCGAAGAAUGACUGAUCACAACAUCCAAGAAUGUCAAAAGUCUCUUGACUUUGUCCUAGGCUGGUUUGCCAAGCCCCUAUUUAUUGAUGGAGAUUAUCCUGAGAGCAUGAAGAAGAAUCUCUCAUCUCUUCUGCCUGAUUUUACUGAAUCUGAGAAAAAGCUCAUCAAAGGAACAGCUGAUUUUUUUGCUCUUUCCUUUGGACCAACUUUGAGUUUCCAAUUGUUGGAUCCUCAAAUGAAGUUCCGUCAACUAGAGUCUCCCAGCCUGAGGCAGUUGCUUUCCUGGAUAGACCUGGAAUACAAUCACCCUCAGAUAUUUAUUGUGGAAAAUGGCUGGUUUGUCUCAGGGACCACCAAGAGAGAUGAUGCCAAGUAUAUGUAUUACCUCAAAAAGUUCAUAAUGGAAACGUUAAAAGCUCUCAGGCUGGAUGGGGUUGAUGUCAUUGGGUACACAGUGUGGUCCCUCAUGGAUGGUUUUGAGUGGCACCGUGGAUACAGCAUCAGACGCGGACUCUACUAUGUUGAUUUUCAGAGCCAGGACAAGAAGUUGCUGCCAAAGUCUUCAGCCUUGUUCUACCAAAACCUGAUAGAGAAAAAUGGCUUCCCUCCUUUACCUGAAAAUCAACCCCUAGAAGGGACAUUUUCCUGUGACUUUGCUUGGGGAGUUGUUGACAACUACAUUCAAGUAGACACAACCUUGUCUCAGUUCACAGACCCCAAUGUUUACCUGUGGGAUGUCCACCACAGCAAGAAGCUCAUUAAGCUGGACGGGGUUAUGACCAGGAAAAGGAAAUCAUACUGUGUGGACUUCGCUGCCAUCAGGCCCCAGAUAGCCUUACUCCAGGAAAUACAUGUCACUCAUUUUCACUUCUCCCUGGACUGGGCCCUCGUCCUCCCCCAGGGCAAUCAGUCUCAGGUGAACCACACGGUCCUGCGCUACUACCGCUGCGUGGUCAGCGAGCUGGUGCGUGCCAACAUUACGCCCGUGGUGGCCCUAUGGCAACCUGCGGCACCCUACCAGGGCUUGCCGCCUCCCUUAGCCAAGCAGGGUGCCUGGGAGAACCCGCACACUGCCCUGGCCUUUGCGGAGUAUGCCCGGCUGUGCUUUCAGGAGUUGGGCCACCGUGUCAAGUUCUGGAUCACCAUGAACGAACCGUACACGCGCAACAUGACCUACAGGGCAGGGCACCACCUGCUCAAGGCGCACGCACUGGCCUGGCAUGAGUACAAUGAGAAGUUCAGGCCUGCCCAGAAGGGCAGAAUAUCCAUAGCCCUGCAGGCGGACUGGAUAGAGCCCGCCUGCCCCUUCUCCCAGAAGGACAAGGAGGUGGCCGAGAGAGUACUGGAAUUUGACAUUGGCUGGCUAGCCGAGCCCAUUUUCGGCUCCGGAGAUUAUCCCAGCGUGAUGAGAGAAUGGCUGAAUCAAAGAAACAAUUUUCUUCUCCCGUAUUUCACCGAAGAGGAAAAACAGCUAAUCCAGGGUUCCUUUGACUUUUUGGCUGUAAGCCAUUACACCACCAUCCUUGUAGACUGGGAAAAAGAAGAUCCAAUAAAAUAUAACGACUACCUGGAAGUGCAGGAAAUGACUGACAUCACAUGGCUCAGUUCUCCCGGGCAGGUGGCUGUGGUGCCCUGGGGCUUAAGAAAAAUACUGAACUGGCUGAAGCUCAAGUACGGAGAUCUCCCCGUGUAUAUCAUUGCUAACGGGAUUGAUGAUGACCCGCACGUGGAACAAGACCAGCUGAGGAUGUAUUACAUUCGCAACUAUGUAAAUGAAGCGCUCAAAGCCUAUAUAUUGGAUGGAAUUGAUCUUCGCGGGUACUUUGCAUACUCAUUUAACGACCGCUCGGCUCCCAAGUUUGGCCUCUAUCGUUACGCUGCAAACCAGUUUGAAGCCAAACCAUCCAUGAAACAUUACAGGAAAAUUGUCGACAGCAAUGGCUUCCCGGGCUCGGAAGCACAGGGGAGAUUUUGUCCAGAACAACUCACUGUGUGCACUGAGUGUGGCUUUUUUCACACCCGGAAGUCUAUACUGGGUUUCCUAGCUUUUCUAUUGUUAGCUUUUAUUAUUUCUCUUUCUCUGAUUUUUUACUACUCAAAGAAAAGCAGAAGUUACAAAUAG
This is a messenger RNA of Ochotona curzoniae (black-lipped pika), 3012 nucleotides long. RefSeq names its product klotho (gene KL). NCBI's taxonomy places the organism in Eukaryota, Metazoa, Chordata, Mammalia, Lagomorpha, Ochotonidae. Bases 1 to 3012 code for a protein of 1003 amino acids. The record is from RefSeq and is a predicted model, not a curated record. Gene Ontology annotation, biological process: carbohydrate metabolic process. The transcript is spliced from 5 exons. Gene Ontology annotation, molecular function: hydrolase activity, hydrolyzing O-glycosyl compounds.